Molecule: messenger RNA, 7842 nt
Organism: Chara braunii
Lineage: Eukaryota; Viridiplantae; Streptophyta; Charophyceae; Charales; Characeae
Source: the annotation of a GenBank genome assembly
GGCGUAAUGGCAAGCCAACCUCUUGUGAUGCCUCCCGAGGAGAUCACCAUAUAGCGAGCAGCUGAUCGCGAGGCACAGCUGCAGCAGGCUUUGGGAGAGAUUAAGGCUGAGAAAGAGAGAAUGAUUAAGAGAAGAGCCAGGAUGCAACGGAGGCAAGAGGACGUUAGUGAGUUAGAGGAGAUGGACCCAACAGAGAUGGAUGAUGAUGUGAGAACCAUACGGUCGGUCCUGUUAAGUGUGGUAGAGAUGCAGGAUCACCAGACGGAGAUCUUACAGGACAUCCAACAGAGUCUGGUUGUGUUAGUCGGGCGAAUGCAGGCGACACAAUCACCGUCCGGGCCAAGUGCUUGGCCCGUUGUACAUCCUCCUCCUUUUGUUCCACCGGUGACUGGGGUAUCCCCAUAUACAGCUCCAGCAUCGGUCCAGACCGUUUCCCUGGGUAUGCCAUUAUUAGGAGGGCUCUCACACAAGUUCAAGAUUAACGAGGAGAAGUGCGAGUUUGGCCGCACCCGUGUCUUGUACUUCGGUCAUGAGAUUUCCGCGGAGGGAUUAAAGCCCGAUGACGUGAAGGUGGUCAGCAUUCGUGAUUGGCCGCGUCCUCAGUCUGUGACUGAGAUGAGAUCUUUCUUAGGGAUGACUGGCUAUUAUCGCAACUUCGUGAAGAACUAUAGCAUAGUUGCCGCCCCUUUGACUGAUCUGACGCGCCUUGACACCCCAUGGGAAUGGACUGACAGAUGUGAGGCUGCUUUCAGACAUCUGAAGCACGUGUUCACGCAUCAUGAGGUCUUGAAACUUCCUGAUCCUGACAAGCCAUUUGUAGUGACAACGGAUGCUAGCCAAUAUGGCAUAGGCGCCGUUCUUGCACAACAGGAGGGGAAAAAGUUGAGGCCAGUUGAGUACAUGUCCAAGAAAAUGUCKUCUCAGAAGUUGGCUAAGUCCACCUAUGAGAAGGAACUCUAUGCGAUAUACAAGGCGCUCACCCAUUGGAGACACUAUCUCCUUGGGAGGUUCUUCURCGUCAGGACUGAUCAUCMKACCCUGAAGURGAUGAGAACCCAACCUGURCUCUCCGACGCUCUGAAGCGUUGGAUUGAAGUCAUAGAGCAGUAUGACUUCGAGCCCCAGUACAUCAAGGGCGAGUACAACAAGGUUGCUGAUGCGCUGUCGCGUAGACCUGAUUUCUCAGGUGCGCUGAUUAUUGAGUUCAAUCUUGCGGACAAUGUUACUCAGUCUUUGGUGGAAGCCUAUCGCGAGGACCAGUUCAUGUCUAAGAUCAUUCUCAGACUUGAGGCAAAGGACAAGAAGACUGCUGCGAGUUUGAGUUGAGNGGCGUGGGUAAAGGAGGAGGAAGGAGGGUUGAUGGUGGCCGACUAUGGUGGACGGGUGUGGGUGAUGGAGAAAGAGGAAGGGUUGGAGGUGGUCGCCUAUGGUGGACGGGUGUGGGUGAUGGAGGAAGAGGAAGGGUUGGAGGUGGUCCGCUAUGGUGGACGGGCGUGGGUGAAGGAGGAGGAAGAAGGGUUGGAGGUGGUUGGCUAUGGUGGACGGGUGUGGGUGAAGGAGGAGGAAGAAGGGUUGGAGGUGGUUGGCUAUGGUGGACGGGCGUGGGUGAUGGAGGAGGAAGAAGGCGUGCGAUUGGGGGCCAUAAUCCCCAAGGAAGCGGAAUGGGCGGAGACAGGCAGAAAGAUGGAUUGGAAGUCCGUCGCAUGUGGAUGCUUAGACGUAGUAGUAAAAGGAAAAACGUGCACGACAAUGGUGGAUACUGGGGCGGAAAUGAAUCUCAUAAAAGAGGAGCAUGCUUUGCGCUUGGGGAUGGAGAUUGAUCGCUCCGAUAAUGGAGUUCUAAUGGGAGCGAAUAGUCGGUCUGUGUUCAUAGGGACUGCAUCGAGAGUGGUUUUGGAGAUUGGCAAGGUUAAAGUGAGAAGUUGUUUCUUUGUGAUGCCCGAUCUCGAUCAUCCCAUCCUAUUGGGCCGAUCCUUUUUUAGCCGAACGGAGACCCUCAUACUGAAUAAGCAUGAUGGGACGAUGUUCCUCAUCUUAUGUGACCCAGUGUGUGGCAAUUACGAGGUUAUCACAUGCAGGAAUACGGGGUCGCGAAGUAUAAGGAAUAGGCCCAAUCCUGGCUCUUUCACGAUUGAGGAAUCGGAAGAAGAAAGGAAGAGGCUAGGGGGUGGUGAGUUUGAAGAAGAAAUGAAUCCGGAGGCACCGACUCUUAGCCUGGCCAGUAUAGGCGAUGCUAUGGACAUAGUGUCAACCAAUGGGAUGGCGGACCUGGAGGCCGUAGAGGCCUUGAGAGAGAAGGUGAUGGAGCAAAUGGGAGAAGGAGAGGUGGUGUUGGUAUUUCGGACGCCUCGAAAGAUAGGAGGAUCGGCAGGAUCCCAACCCCAGAGUGCAACUCGGCCUUUUUUAGGGGAACAAGAAGUUUAUUACGAGCGGGAACGAGAGUUAAUACGCCAGAUGCGGGAAAAUGCGGAGAAUGGACCAUGCCGUAUCAAUCAAGAAACGGAAGAGACGCUUAUAAUAGGGGAACCAGAUUUCCUUAUAGUGCAAGAGAGACAGUUGAUGGUGGAGACCAUGAGAGGAAGGCAUACUGCCUAUGCCUUCAAUGAUGAUGAACGUGGCCGCCUGGAUGUUGACAAGAUCCCGAUGAUUCAGAUACAUACCGUGCCACAUGAACCAUGGAAUCUGCGAGGUGCGCGAUAUCCGAACCCGACUGAUGAAGAAAAGGUGGUAAAUUAUCUUGACGGGAAGAUCCGCACUCAUGUCUCAGACUACUCGAGUGGACCAUAUGCAUCCCCUUGGUUUUGCUUUGUCAAACCAAAUGGGACACUGAGAUGGGUACAGGAUUUGCAGCGCUUGAAUGCUGUAACAGUGAGAGAUGCAGGGGGUCUACCUAACGCUAAUGCGUUUUUAGAGGCAUGCGCAGGGAGAUCCAUAAUAUUUCUCAUAGACUUGUAUUCUGGUUAUGACCAGUUUCCUGUUUACCCUUCGGAUAUGCCAAUGACUGCAAUGCAUACCCCUCGAGGGCUGAUUCACAUGAAUGUCGCACCGCAAGGAUGGACGAAUGUGGUUGCCAUGGUCCAGAGACACAUGGUGAGGGCAAUGCAACCAGUGAGUCCUCACAUUACACAACCUUACGUCGAUGAUCUGGUUGUGAAAGGACCAAAGGAAAAGAAUGAGCAGGAGGUGAUGCCUGGGAUUAUACGAUUUGUCUGGGAUCAUGUGCAAGAUCUAUGCAAAGUCCUAGACUUGUUAAAAGAGCAUAACCUCACUGCAAGCGGAACGAAGUCCAGGCAUUGUAUGCGUGGAGCAACAAUCUUAGGGUUUGUGUGCGACGAGCGGGGUCGUCGGCCGGACACUAAGAAGACGAACAAGAUUCUCGAGUGGCCAACACCAUUCGAGACAAUUACAGAGGUAAGGAGCUUCCUGGGAACAUGUGGAUUCUGGAGAGUGUUCAUCAAAGGGUUUGCGGCAAAGACAAAGCAAUUGCGAAAGCUUGUGCGCCAAGGUCAGGAUUGGGAACGGGGAGACAGGCAGGAGUCAGUGAUAGAGGGUCUGAAGAAAGAGUUUGAGGAAGGGGGUCUAGUGCUGGGAGUGCCAGAUCAUGCGGUUGUGAUGACCAGACCUUUUAUCGUGGAAACAGACACAGGGCCGACUGCCUUGGGAGAAGUAUUGAUCCAACGAGACCUCAAUGGAGAAGAACGACCGCUAAGGUUUGAGAGUCGAACGCUUAACACAACUGAGAGAAAUUACUCUCAGUUUAAGCGCGAGACCCUGACAGUUCUUCACUGCUCGAGGAUUUUCAGAAACUACCUCUUUGGUAGCAGGUUUAUAUUGAGGGUGGACCCAACUGCUCUAGCUGGUUCCCUUAAGAACUUCGCUCCUUCAAAUCCAACUAUUGCCAGGUGGUUGACGUACAUCUGGAUGUUUGACUUUGAAUUGGAGCGUAUUCCGGGAAACAAGAAUAGGGCAGAUGGGUUAAGUCGCGUCGACUGGGACAAGGGUAACAAGGGGAUGAUUGAAGACACUCCGCCGGUCGAUGGUUUCCUGGACAAGGAAGAGGAUGUUAAACUUCACAUUAACUCUUAGGCACACCAAAUUGGAGCCAUAGAGGAUAAGGUACAAGAAGCAGCAAGUAGGGUGGCUGACAGUCGAACCAAGGACAAGUUCAGGUGGGACCAGUUGGCACGAGUAAGGAAGGAACCUCUUAAGGUGGGAGACGCCGUGCUGCUGUACGACUCGUCCCUGGAGAAGCAGUGGUCGAGGAAAUUGGACAAGCGAUGGUUGGGGCCGUACAGGAUCGCAAGGUGUGGCGAGCAUGGAGCGUACCAAAUCGAGGAAAUGAAUGGGACGGCAUGGAAGGAUUGGGUGUCAGGCUCGAGGUUAAAAAAGUUUGUCGCCCGGGAUGAGACUCAGCAGAAAGAUGUUGCAGCCUUAACAGCCGUUGUUCGCGCUGCCGCCACACAUCAGCAACAAGAGCAACAGUUGUUGAGCACCACCACCGCACGCGUCAACAACAUCGAGGCUAAGGCCUCAGCAGCGCCAGGCUGCACGACAGACACGGCGAAACAACUCGGUGAGCGUAUCGACCAUGUCGUCAGUUUAAUUGGCGAACUCAGUGACUUCACCAGCCCGGCUACGAUCAGCAGCACGGUGGCCGCCAUCAAGACGGACAUCACCAAGCUGCAGUCGCAACCGGCAGCAGCUGCGAAGGUAUACAAGAUGCCACGUUUCAACAUCGGCAAGUUCAAAGACUACAACAAGACCGACGCUUUGACAUGGUGGCAAGCCUUCCUCACCGAAGCGUCCUGCCACAAGGUCCCAGCCGAAGACAUGAUGAAGGCAAUAUACCUCCAACUCAUUGGAGGUGCGCAGGCAUGGAUGAACCACCUCGCAAUUAACAAGAAAACCACUAUCGCCGAGCUACACAAACACCUCACGUGGGAGGAGUUUGAACAGUUGUGGUUCACUCGAUUCAUGGUCCGCAACGUUGUGAAGGCGGCCAUGAACGAGGUCUACACGUGCUCACAGGGAAGUAUGCCAACUCGAGACUGGACGAUUAAGUGGCAGAAGAUAGUGACCACGCCAAGCUUCGAUUUGAAAGCCGUGUCUGCGCAAGCGGUCAAAGACGUCGCGAAGGUGUCUGAGGUGCUCCUCAAGGGUACGACUAUAGACCAGGAUAUCGUCGAGGUAGACGAGAACGUACUGCUCCAGGAUGUCCCUGAAGAUGUCGUUCAUCGCCCUCUGGAAGGUAGCGGGUGCGUUGGUGAGGCCGAAUGGCAUCACCGUGAUCUCGUAGUGGCCGAAUCGCGAUCGGAACGCGGUCUUCGGCUGGUCGGCUGCAGCGACGCGGAUCUGAUGUCCGAGCUGGCGAAUCUCCAGCGGGCCGUGCGGAACCACAAGGCUCAGCACGAGGAUGCAGCACGGGGACUUGAUUCCCGUGUACAGGACUUGGAGCAAACUGCACCAAGACCGGAGGCUGGCGAGUCCAGCAGUGCACCCUCUGCCCGCCAACUGGAGGAACGGGUCGAUCACGUAGUGGCAAUGCUAGGUGAUAUUAGCACCUUCGCAGCGCCAGCCACCAUCAGCCAGCAGCUGGACACACUGAAGACCGAGAUCAGGCAGGGACAACAGCCGUCUGACCCCGAUUGCAGCACCAGCACGGCGAAGCAUUACAAGAUGCCGACGUUCCGGAUCGAGAAGUUUGAUGAUUACACUCAUCAAGACCCAGUCCUCUGGUGGCAAGGAUUCACAAUGGAGUUGGGGAUUCAUGAGGUCUUCGACGUAUACAAGAAGGUCUCCUGGGAGGAUCUGACAAAAGAAUGGAAGAAGCGGUUCAUUGUGGACGACGCCCCGACGCUCGUCAUCAACCUCAUCUUCACGAUGGCUCAAGGAAACACAGCGACACCUGAUUGGCUCACGGAUUGGCAGAAGAUCGUGGCGACACCCGAUCUGGACUUGCCAUUCCCGCAUCUGCGCCGGGAGUUCUACAACCGGUCAUGCGCCGCUUUGAGCCUCGCACUCGGUGAUCGCGAGCAGUACAACACCUUCGCCGAAAUCAGCAACAAGGCGAGGGAGGUCAUCAAGACAAACAGGGCGGCUGCACACGAGAAGUCAACGUGGCAGCCAACCUAUGUGGAGAAGGUGAGAACUGGUCCGCGGCCGCAGCAUGUCGCUGCAGUCCAAACGGACAACAUUGUGGAAGACCCGGCAGCCACCCAAGCGUCACGUGAGGGAGAUCAGGUGGUUGCUGUCCAGCCGCGAAGCAACAACAAGUCCCGAGGAAACAGGAAGGCGAAAACCGCAUCGCCGGCCGGAAACGGACAGCCAGCACAAGACCUCCCAAUGUCCGGAUCAAGGCAAGGAGGAUGUUCAGCCUCGUAUCAACUCGGGAAACUGAGUUCCGCGGGAGUACCAACUCCGUUGAUGGACGCCGGAGUAGAGGUUGUCGAUCUUCAUGCCUACAUUGUGAAGAUCGACCGCGAGUUCAAGACACAACGCCGGAGUUUGGACGAGCAUGUGGAACACCUGCGCACCGUUUUGGAGCGGCUACGACAAGCCAAGUACAAAGCCAACCGCGACAAAUGCGAAUUCGUGCGGCAGGAGCUGGAGUACUUGGGACAUUAUGUGACGCCGCAAGGCAUCCGUCCGCUUGCGGACAAGAUUGAGGCCCUCUGCCUAUCUUCAGAUCACCCGCCGGCCAGCCACUAUCGCAUUGCCGACGGGUACUUGCUCCUCCACUCGAGAGGCAAGGACUUACUAUGUGUCCCACGAGACCGUCGUCUUCGGACUCGCCUUCUCGGCGAGUAUCAUGAUUCGCGACUCGCCGGCCAUUUCGGAGUCAACCCCACCAUUGCACGACUUCGACAACGAUUCGGAUGGCCCGAUCUCGUUACCGAUGUCACUCGAUAUUGCGACUCUUGCGAAGUUUGCCGACGAAGCAAGCCCCGCAAUCGCAACCCCUACAGCGAGUUGCGCCCGAUGCCUAUCCCACGGGAACCCGGCCUCUCCAUUUCCAUGGAUGUCACCGGACCAUUUCCCCGCAAUCGCCUCGGGCACGACGACAUCCUCACGGUCGUGGACCGUUUGAGUAAGUACGCGCGUUUUCUCCCUUGCAAGUACUACUCCACGGCUCCCAAGCUGGCACGCCUCUUGCACACCGGCUGGAUUUGCGGCCACGGUGUACCGGAAGACAUAGUCAGCGACCGCGACACUCGCUUCAUGUCGGCAUUUUGGACUGCUCUCAUGUGGGAGUUCGGCACGAAGAUGAAGCCAAGUUCGGCUCGGCAUCCACAGACGGACGGGCAAAUGGCACAUCAAACCGCUCAAAUGAUGCUUCGUACGCUCAUCCGCCCGGACCAGAACGAUUGGGUUGAUCGCCUCCCCGACAUCGAGUUCGCGUACAACACUUCGGUGCACCCGGCGAUCGGCGUGACUCCAUUCGAGUUGCACCACGGUGGACGGAAAGGCCGUAUCUUCGCCGACCUUCUCCCUCCACGACCAGCCGACAUCGACGUUGCUUGCUUUCCCGCUUCCGUCCGGAAGUACAGGGAAUUGCUGGCUCAAGCCCGCGCGAAUAUGCAAAAGGCUCAAGUCCGCAUGCAGCAUCAAGCCAACAAGCGUCGCGUGCCAUGUCCCAUCCGCACUGGUGAUCUGGUUUGGGUCUCCGCGGAAGAGUUUGCACUGGAACAGGAUGUUUCACGCAAACUGCUUCCCAAGUGGUUUGGACCAUGGCCCGUAACAUCAGCCGCGGGCGAUGAGCCCGAUGGCCCUUCAUUUGUGAUCAACAUCCCCUAGCAUCUGAUGGUCCAUCCAGUCUUUCACGCCUCGAAGCUGGCAACAUAU